AUGGUGGUUUUGGCUACGCAGAUGAUUGGAAGCAAAAAAGUAAUUGCAAACCGAAAUGGUGCUUAUAGCACAGAUUUGGUUGAACCAGAAAUUUUUGGAAUACGCGUUGUCGACAUUGGUAAAAUAAAAGGAUUUGUCGCUUACUCAGAAACUGGUAUUACUAUCGUACAUCCAGAUAUUAAAGUGCGAGUGAAUGUUUUUGGUUAUAAUUUGGACAAAAUCAACCUGAUCACGCUAACAACAGAAAAUUGCUUUAACUCGGCUAUCUAUGUAACAGUUCAAGACUUUGUGGUGCAUAAAAAAGAUAGAAUUGACUUCGACGUUUCUUUCGCUGAGUCUGAAGAACCAUACCAAAUAUGUUACGAAGAACGAUCAUAUAGUCAGUUUGAAGAUAAAGUAGAUGAUAUUAAAACAUGGAUUACCACAGAGUUGAUAUCAGAAAAGGAUCAUAUUCUUCCGUUGUAUGUUCAAGUAACAAUUUUGUUGGUAUUGUUCUGCUUAUCAGCACUUAUGUCCGGGCUAAAUCUCGGCCUUAUGGCUUUAACGCCGCAAGAACUGCAACUGAUUAAACAGUCUGGUUCUAAAGAGGAACAACAGUACGCGGAAGCGAUUUUACCAGUACGUAGAAAAGGCAACUAUCUGUUGUGCACUAUUUUGAUCAUGAAUGUGGUGGUCAAUGCUGCCAUCGCAAUAUUUUUAGAGGAUAUUACCGAUGGAAUGCUUGCUUUCAUCAUUUCAUCCGCUGGAAUUGUGGUUGUCGGCGAAAUAAUACCACAAAGCAUCUGCAUAAAAAAAGGGCUUGCUGUUGGCGCGCAUACCAUUUGGUUGACAAGAGCUUUUAUGUUUAUUACUUACCCUUUGUCAUACCCAAUCAGUUUGCUGCUAGAUUUCUUCAUUGGUGAAAACAUGCCCGUAUACGAUCGGAAUAAACUGAUUCAACUGAUGAAAAUGACUGGUAGUCAAGAAGAUAAUGAGUUGCAUAGCGAUCUCAAAAUUGCUGUUGGUGGAAUGGAAAUUUAUCAAAAAACUGUUGGAGAAAUUUUAACAAAAAUUGAGGAUGUUUUCAUGCUGUCAGAAGAUACACAGCUGAACGCUACUAACAUUGCAGAAAUACUUCGUCAUGGUUAUACACGGAUUCCGGUCUACAGUGGGGAAGAUCGCAAUAACGUUGUAUCACUUUUGUUGAUUAGAGAUCUUGCCCUAAUUGAUCCGAAUGACAAUUUUACGGUCAAAAAUGUCUGCGAGUACCAUCGUUAUCCGUUACGUUUCGUUGACGAAACUGAACUGUUACACUCGUUACUCGAGGAAUUCAAAAAGGGAAACUAUCAUUUGGCAAUAGUCGUAAAACAUCGAAAAAGUAGCAAUUUAUCUGAGCAAAGAGAACUUCUUGGUAUUGUGACACUUGAAGACAUCAUCGAAGAAAUUCUACAAGCCGAAAUUGUUGAUGAAACAGACACUAUCAUCGACAAUGUUCAUCGUUCCAAAAGAAAAGGCAUCAAGGAGCCACACAUUGCAGAGAUGUUGUCAAAUGAAGUGACUUACAAAGAACUGUCUAUCCAAAUGGAAGCGCAAGCAAUUCGCUAUUUGAGAGAACAAACUGCGCUUUUUUCUGAAGCAUAUUUGGAGGAUAAAGCUCUAUCAUUGCUUCUUAGGAAAAAUAUUAAACAAGUAGAUGUUACCCGCGUACAACUGGUAGAUGGGAUUUUAAAUGAGACUACUGGAGUUGGUCUGAUAACAAAAGGAACGCCCUCCAACAGAUUUAUUGUUAUUAUUGAAGGCGAAGCAGUUGUAGAAAUUAAAAAUAUGAAAUUUGAUGUUGGUCCUUGGACUUCUUUUGGAAUAGAAGUGCUUCAACAACUUGAAGAAAUUUUAAAAUUCGAUUUUUGCAAAGAUUAUAGUUGUGGGUUGAUUGGACCUAAUUCAAACUUGAUGAAAUCUAUAAAAUUUGUCCCAGAUUUUACGUUACGUGUGUCAGGAUUUUGUCGUUUCGUUCAAAUUACUCCUGCAUCUUACAUUAACGCAUAUCAAGUGACAAGGAUCGCUCGAAAUACACGGAAUGGUGAGUCUUUAGAAGCAUAUUCAAAGUUGCUUCAUUUAACAAUGGAUGUUCCGCGCGGUCGUGGAUUUUCCGACACUCAGUUACCUCAUUUGGAAAAGAUUAAAGAGUUUAAUCUUGUACAACGAUGGAAGAACACCCGCGAUGAAGAACGGUCUGGUGGCAAAAUAAGUUAUCCAUAA
Messenger RNA from Enterobius vermicularis (human pinworm), 2238 nucleotides. The record is from the annotation of a GenBank genome assembly. Lineage: Eukaryota; Metazoa; Nematoda; Chromadorea; Rhabditida; Oxyuridae.